Molecule: messenger RNA, 2369 nt
Organism: Larimichthys crocea (large yellow croaker)
Lineage: Eukaryota; Metazoa; Chordata; Actinopteri; Sciaenidae
Gene: hsd11b2
Product: hydroxysteroid (11-beta) dehydrogenase 2
Exons: 5
Coding region: 345-1574 (409 amino acids)
Biological process (GO): glucocorticoid metabolic process
Cellular component (GO): intracellular membrane-bounded organelle
Molecular function (GO): 11-beta-hydroxysteroid dehydrogenase (NAD+) activity
Source: RefSeq, a predicted model, not a curated record
CACACACACACACACACAGAGAGAGAGAGGGGGACGAGCUCCAGACUGAGUGUAUUCAGCAGAGAGCGAGGACGGGCGAGAGACACUCAGUCUGACUAAAGACAGGGAGAGAGACAGACAGGAGAGAGAGAGAGACAGGAGAGAGAGAGACAGUUAGGCAGACAGGUGAACAUAGAGACAGAGGCUGACCUGAGGUCUGUUUGAAGAGAGAGAGACACACAGGUACACAGACAGAGAGGUAAGCAGACAGACAGACAGAGAGGUAAGCAGACAGACAGACAGACAGACAGACAGACAGACAGACAGGUAAGCAGACAGGUGAGCCCUCCUCGUCUCUCCUCAUCAUGGAAGACUACACUCUCCCCUUCUGGAUUUAUUUGGCUGUUUUGACCGUGUUUGUGGGCGGAGCCAUUAAGAAGAUCCUGGAGUCCCACCUGAGCGCCGCCGCCCCGCCACUUGUGGUGUGUUUGGGGGCCACCGUGUUGGCGGAGCGUCUGUGGGCGCUCUGCCUGCCCGCCGUGCUCCUUCUGGGGCUGCUCAGCCUCGCCUGCUGCCUCUACUCCACCACCAGGACUGGCACACCACCUGCCACCCUGCCCGUCCACGGCAAGGCCGUCCUUAUCACAGGUUGUGAUUCUGGGUUCGGGAACGCAGCGGCGAAGCGUCUGGACUCUCUGGGCUUCCAGGUGUUCGCCACGGUUCUGGACCUGACAGGAGACGGAGCCAGAGAGCUGCAGAGGACCUGCUCGACCCGACUCACCCUCCUCCAGGUCGACAUCACCCAACCACAGCAGGUCCAACAGGCGCUGCUCGACACCAAGGCCAAACUGGGCCUCAAAGGUCUGUGGGGCUUGGUGAAUAACGCCGGUGUGUGUGUGAACUUCGGAGACGCUGAGCUCUCUCUGAUGUCGAACUUUCGUGGCUGCAUGGAGGUGAACUUCUUCGGCACGCUGAGCGUCACCAAGAGCUUCUUGCCUUUGCUGAGGCAGACCAAAGGACGCAUCGUGACCAUCUCCAGCCCAGCUGGUGAUCAGCCGUUUCCCUGUCUGGCAGCGUACGGAGCGUCUAAAGCAGCUCUGAACCUGUUCAUCAACACGCUGAGACACGAGCUGCAGCCAUGGGGGGUCCAAGUGUCCAUCAUCCUGCCCUCCUCAUACAAGACAGGUCAGUCCAGUAACCAUGCCUACUGGGAGGAGCAACACAAACACCUGCUCAAGAGUCUUCCUCCGGCGCUGCUCGAGGACUACGGGGAGGACUACAUGAUGGAGACCAAGGAGCUGUUCCAGAGCCACACCAAGCAUGCCAACCCCAACUUCAGCCCCGUCAUUGACGCCAUCGUCCAGGCGCUGCUGUCACCCCAGCCUCAGCCGCGGUACUUCGUUGGGCCUGGCGUUGGCCUCAUGUACUUCAUCUACAGCUACUGCCCGUUCAGCAUCAGCAACCGCUUCCUCCAGAAAGUGUUCAUGAAGAAGACGCUGUUGCCGCGUGCCCUCAGGAAGCAGUUUGGCUUCAACCUGAACCUCAGUCUGCACAACAACAACAACAACGACGACGAGGAGGAGAAGCCUGAGUAGGCGAGGAGGCGAGGAGGCAAGGAGGCGAGGAGGCGAGGACCACGUCUGUUUCCUGUCCUUCUGUUCUGUUUUUAAACUGUGGAAGGGAUCAUGUGACAGUUUCUGUCUGUUUCUGUAACGCCAGCCUCGUGGCGCCCCCCUGUGGACGGUGAGGAGGUCACCUGAAGGUCAGGAGGCGGGGUCAGCAUCAGCUGUCCCAUCCACACACGUGCCUUUGUCACGCAGGAACUUUAAAUCAAAGAUGGCCGAUCAGCAGGCGGCUCUACGGCGGAGGAGGCGGGACAAACUGUGACCUCAUUCGCCAUCAGCAGCUUGUCUGAACGUGAACUGAGCGCGCUCAGACGAGCUGCUGUCGUGACAUCACGCGUCUCUGUUUGUUUUCUGCAUCAGAACAGGAAGUAGACUUUCAAAGUAAAAGUACAGAUUCGGCGUUUCAUACUCACAAACCAAAAUAUAUUCAGACUUCCUGUCUGGACUAACCUUCACAAUAAAAGCACAAAGUAAAAGUUUCUUGUUUCUGUCAGAAAACAAACAAACCGUUUUUUUAAUAAACACUGAGUUCAUAUUUUAUAUUUUAUAUUCAGGACGUUUUUUAUGAUUCAAAAUAAAUCAGCAGAUAUUUUUUAAAUUCAAUCCUACAAAUCAGUUUUUAUUUAUUUCAUCACAAACAUCUUCGUCUGUUUUUCAGCCUGUUUUGUUUCGUUUGUUUUGAAUCAAAUUAUUUAAAAGACUUUUAUGUCCAACUGUGAAUUUUUUAUAUUUAAAGAAAAAAAAACAUGAAAAAUGUAAAAAAAA